ACUGACCUUACGAAGGAGGAAGAAAAAUUUUACAAUUUACAGAUGCAUGAUAGCAGUAAGUUAGUUUUAUUUGGAGCUUCGCAGUGAACACCUAUCUCAUCUGAGCAGAGAGCGCCUUCAUCGGCUUCGAGUGGAAGAAAAAUCUUCAAGAUGAUACCGUUUAAACUGAUAACUGGACUGCUGCUGCUGCUGACAACGUUAUCUGUGGAUUCUGCUAACAUUCUUUGCAUUCUACCUAUUCCAAGUCCCAGCCAUCAUAUAUGGAACAGCGUUUGGAUGGAAGCACUGGUGGAGAGAGGGCACAAUUUAACAGUUAUUUCGGCCGAUAAAGAUAAAAAUAGGGAAAAUAUCAAGUACUACUGGAUGGAGACCAUAUACUCGGAUUUGGCAGAAGCUGGAGCUGUAGAUUAUGUUCAAAUGUCCAAAGAUGGCGCCUUUCAAACUGUUUUUACAUUUUUGAACUUUUUUGAAUCGUGUUGCAGGUCUAUGCUUCGUUCAGAAGGAUUGAAAGCAUUUUUGAAAAAUUCUGAACAUGAUCACUACGACUUGGUAAUGUAUGAUUUUGGAGUUGGGCCGUGUCUUCUUCCCCUGUUGCAUAAACUCAACAAUCCCCCAUUAAUCUCGAUAACUGCGUUUGGUAAUCCACCAUACUCGGUUGACGUAAUAGGAGGUCACAAGCAUUAUGCUUACACUCCUUAUUUCGGUCUGAAUUACAGCACCGAUAUGAAUUUUUUCCAGAGGGCUUAUAAUACAUUUCUUAGCAUUUUAGAAUCAGCUUACAGAAAUUACUAUAUUAUCCCCAAAGUUGACGCUAUGGCUCGUGAACACUUCAAGUAUUCCAACCUACCCCAUGUAAGGGAUCUUGAACAGCGGACUCAAGUCAUGUUGGUCAGUACAAAUCCAUCGAUGGAUGCAUUAGAGCCACUCCCUCCCAAUGUGAUAGCCAUAGGAGGCGCUCAUAUCAAAAAUCCUGAACCUCUGCCGGCGGAUCUAGAGGACUUCAUCCAGAAAGGCAAACGAGGAUCUGUUCUAUUUUCACUUGGUUCCAAUAUUCGAAGUGAUAAAAUCGGUGCCGAUCGUCAGAAAAUGUUCAUCGAGGCUUUCCGUCAAAUUCCACAGUACAAUUUUCUGUGGAAAUUCGAGUCCAACCUAGAGCUAGAUCUACCUCCUAAUGUAUUGAUAAAAAGUUGGAUGCCCCAAAACAGUGUUCUAGCUCAUCCAAAAACGAAAGCUUUUAUUACGCAUUCUGGAGGACUGAGCACACAAGAAGCUUCCUGGUAUGGAAUUCCGCUGAUAGGAAUGCCGUUUUUCAUGGACCAAUAUAAGAAUUGCUACCAAUCAGUUAAAGCCGAAGUUGCUGAGGCACUUGAUUUUCAAUCACUUUCAACUGACAAAAUAAGAGACACUGUUCUAAAGGUACUCGAGACACCCAAAUAUUGGGAAAAUAUGCAGCGGAGGUCAAAGUUUUUCCGCGAUCAACCAGAGAAGCCAUUGAAUAGAACGAUUUGGUGGGUCGAAUAUGUUCUUCGACAUGGAGAUGUCUCAUUCAUGAAAUCGCCUUCGCUUGCAUUGGGAGCCAUACAAUCGAAUCUAUUUGACGUUUAUCUGUUCUACAUAGCCUUAAUUUAUACCAUCUUUAAAGUUUUCACGAUAAUUGUAAGCCGCAAGAUAAGAAAACAAUCUAAGUUAAUAAAAACAGAUUAGAUGAAGAUCGCAUACAACUUUA
Molecule: messenger RNA, 1726 nt
Organism: Uranotaenia lowii
Lineage: Eukaryota; Metazoa; Arthropoda; Insecta; Diptera; Culicidae
Product: UDP-glucosyltransferase 2-like
Exons: 5
Coding region: 151-1704 (517 amino acids)
Molecular function (GO): UDP-glycosyltransferase activity
Source: RefSeq, a predicted model, not a curated record